This is a messenger RNA of Neurospora crassa OR74A, 4534 nucleotides long. Its product is annotated as PX domain-containing protein. The coding region runs from base 1167 to 4073 and encodes 968 amino acids. Gene Ontology annotation, molecular function: phosphatidylinositol binding. Lineage: Eukaryota; Fungi; Ascomycota; Sordariomycetes; Sordariales; Sordariaceae. The transcript is spliced from 7 exons. The record is from RefSeq and is a predicted model, not a curated record.
CUCCGAAAGAAACAAGUGACGAAGCGAGAACGGGAGUGCCGGAAUUGAUCACCCGGACUGGCUGGGCUGUGUGACGGAGAAACUCAAAUCACCAGCUUUUUAGCCCGGAGGAGCCAAACAAGAACUAGAGGUAGUAGUUACGUCCUGGACGGCGUCAGCAAAGACCCUGAGUUCGGGUACAGCCACGAGACCAUAGAGGUACCUUAUCUCUUACACUAUCACAUUGCCUUUUUCGUCACGUACAACCUUUUUUUGCCCCUGUUCCUUCGCUUCAACGUUAUAGUCCUGCUCUGCCCCUCCGCAAUGAUCACCUCGCUUCCACGUAGGAAGAAACUAGCCUGGGACAGACGGGCGACAAACUACGAGCUAACGGCCCUCGCUGUCAUCACACCUUGACCUCUCUACCUCUACCUCUACCUCUAUUGUACCCCUCGUUACCUCCUUUCCUGGUGUUAGCUAAAGACCUGCCGCCCGUCAUCUAACGGGAAAGUGUUGGAACUUUGUUUGUCAUGUGUUGGUGUUGAGCCUGCCAACUUUUGGUUGUUCCUACCAGCUCUUACCAUUUACCUAUAUACUUGCUACCAAUACACCGCCUUUCAGCCAAAUAGACCUCGCCUUUUCCGUCUUUCGUCCAGUCCUGACCGACCUCUCGUUUAAGAGCCAGCCCCAGUGGUGAACACUUCUUACGCAAAAGCACCAGCAUCCUCCGUCAACUCCAGUCCAGUCUGAACAAACACCACUCAGUCUUUUGGCCGCCAAACCUGAACCAAGCCACACAGUAGGUAUCUCACCUACAACCAAGUUCCUUUUUCGGACACUGGCACACCAACAAGACUGCGCCGAGCAUUACAAGAACGACAACACCCAUACGCGCCAUUAGCCAAGAGGUGCAACACUGCCCACAAGCCUGCGCAACCCCAUACCUUACCUUGGCUGCCCCACCAAAGCAUACGUAAGGGACUCUAUUUGAGGCAGGGCCCGGCACUCUCAUACUACAUACCAAGUCUCGCCGCGCGGCAAGCAUAUCUACAUACAACGACUCGUACCGUAUAUAAUCCCGACAACAUCUCUCCUCUCUCAUUCUAAACAUCGAGAGCCUCAAACUGAUGAACGAGGGUUCUUGCAAUAGUGCCUACUAGUCGAACACAAUACCCCUUCCGGCAAGCAUGUCAUCGAAUUCCGCCGAAAUCGGCGAACUGUCACCACAGCAGCAGAACAAGGAAGCCCAGAGCAAUGGCAGCUCCGCCGUAGAGCCCAGCAAUGCUUUGCCCAGCGGUCUUCCUACCCGCUCAGCAGUCCCAGCUCCGCUUACAGCAAACAAAAGCCCGGCGGUUGAUGGACAACAGGAUGACCAGGCGCUGGUAUCUCCACGACAUAUGUUGACAGGAAAACAAGAACACUAUCUUAAGCGGGAACUCGUUUCGGAGCAGGUAAAAUGGGAGAUUUCGGAGCUGAACUCGCCAACCGCAUUGCGACGCUUUGGAGCCCCAUUCAAGUCCGACCUUGGGGAGAUUUCGCCGCUGGAUUCUGAGCUGCCGAUCCUACGGUACAUCUUCGUACACCAUGUUCGCGAGUUCCCUUUUCUCGACAAGGCGAAGGAGAAGGAGUUCUGGCAGGAUAAGUUGCAAGUGUUUCUCGAAUCCUUUGCGAGCAAGAACAUCUCAUCAUCGGAAGAUCGCCUCGAAGAAACGAAGCGCAGGAAGCUCGCGUUGAAAGCACAGAAGUUGGUCGAGUUGAUGAUGGUGUCAGGUGUUCGUACAUCUUCUGGGUUCGAGGAGAGGAUACGGUUCUCCGAGCUGGAAAUCGUGGACGCAAACGCAAUUGAUACUGGGGUUCUCUCUUCCAUGCCAGAGGGCAACUACUUGCACGGGUGGGAUGUCAACAUUGCCGGAGUUCGCAUAACCUCGAUUAAGCGAAAUAUCCGGUACCACAAGCAUGCUGAAUUUUUACUUCGGGUAAAACGAAAAGGAGAAAAGGAAUACUUCGUUGGAAGGCGGUACGGCGACUUCAGCAAACUUUAUAAGAAUCUUCGGCUCGAGUUGCCCGGCAAAGUCCUCCCCGUUCUUCCCAAGAAGAACAAGACGAGCACGACAGCAACGGGCCUUUUUGGUGGUGGGGACGACUCGGAGGUUUCGUCUAUAUCAUCUGUUUCUACACAGAUGGUCAACAAGGAUGCUCAACCGAACGGCGAGAGCGGGAGCACGGGCGGUGUCUCGAGGUUUCUUUCUGUGAGAGAGCAUCGCCGUACAGGCUCGUCGUCUUCUAGGCGGUCAUCUCCUCGUCGGUCUGUGGACGAUCACAGGUCGGAUAGCCCGAGAAAAGAAGAGAACGUAACGCUCUUCCGCGAGAGCCAAAGGAUAUCCCUCCGCGCCUUCCUGCGCACCCUACUACAAAACCCACAGAUUGCUCAUACAAAAGCCAUAUCAGACUUUUUGACCAAUAAUCCUACAACCCUCAAAGAUGAGGAUUUGGAGGACAUUGUCCGUCGAAAACAAAUGGAUGAGAAGAGGGUGGAGGAGCAGAAGAAGUUUUAUGAAAUCGCCCGGAAGCGGGCGGCGGAUCUGGAUGUUUAUAUGGAAAAGUUCCGACAAGAUAUCGUUGAACAUAACGGGUUGACCAAUCUGUUCAAGGAAAUCAAAGAGAAGGAAACGAUUCAGGAUCUUAGCAUCCAGUACCAGAAGUUUGCCGAGUGGCUGCGGAUAGAGGUCGCUGCCACGAUAUACCACCUGUUCCUCGCCGAAGACAACUCGCCUGAGCUGUUUGCCCAAGCGAAGAAGAUACAUUCUUUGAUUCCAUACACGAUUAUGAAGAACGUCAUUAGGAUCGCCAACCCCGCCGCCGUCAUGUCCAACGUUCUCGAUAUCUUCCUGGCUCAACCAUUCGGUACCAGGUCCUUGAUGCAACGCAUAUUCUCCCUGACCCUGAACGACGGCAUCAGGAGCGUUCAGAAAUCUAUAGACGCGCUCGCUGCCAAGAUCGGCGACCCCGUGUUCGUGGACAAGCUUAAGCAGUUUUCAGAUGGCGACGAGGCCCUAAAACUUGCGAUCAGGGAGGAGGCUGUCCAAGACGAUGUCGACAUAAUCGUUGCGAUCCUGCGAUCAGAGCAGAUCUAUCCGGCUCUCAAUGCUGACCAGGUUACGCGACUGUACAAUGCAUACGUGGCUUUCAACAGUGCGGUUGAGAACGUGGACGAGGAGCUCAAGCAGGGCGCCCAGCUCUUCUCGUAUCUCAAGCAGCUCAUGAAGCUCUAUCUCAGACAGAGGGACAAGUCUAUGAUGCUCAAUCUUAUUGAGGAACCUGUCACCCUGCAGCUGUUCAGGGAUCUGUUCACAAUCUUCUAUGAGCCGCUUGUCAGGGUGUACAAGUCGGCGAAUGUCUACAACAGCGUCACCGACUUUGCGGUGUUCGUCGAUGACCUAAUUCAGGUUGUUGAGAAAUGUCGGGAUCAGGAUGCGUCUGCGGAUCCUAACCAGACCGUGCAGGCGUUCAUCGAUUUGUGUCAACGCCACGAACAACACUUUUACAAGUUCGUCCACGAAGUUCACACGCAUGACAACGGCUUGUUUACUCAGCUGAUGGGCUGGAUUGAGGGCAUUCUUGAGUUCCUACGUCACGGACCCAAGAACGGCACGCUGGAUAUCAACGCGUUGUUCGAGGGGGCGGUGCAAAGCGGCGCAAUUGACCAUGAUAAGGCGAUAGACGAGAUCAACAAGCUGAUCGCGUGGCAGGAAGCCCGCAAAAAGUGGCACCAAGACAAGACUCGCCAGAAGAUGGCGGCAGAAGGAGGUGCCAUGGGUAUUGACGCGGUGCCUGGAGGGUUCAGCGCCAGCGACUUUGGCCUGGACCAGAUGGACCUGGAGGACAUGCAGUACGAAGACGAUCUGUCGGACUCGGAGGCGGAACAGGAGGUUCAGGAGGAGAUGGACCCCAUCGAUGCCGAGCGGAGAAGGAGGACCAAGAAGCAGGACCGUCUACGACGGAACGCCGGAGAGCCCACGAAGCCGGAGGUUUCGGAGGUCCACAAGCUUAAGGACGACUUUUUGGCAAAGCUGAGACAGGUACUUGCCCAGUAGUGCAGUGCAGUCUAGUCUAGUGUGAUCUGGUGUAGAGGGCUUGCGGGCGAGUCACAACUCUACAACGUAUGUUACUGAUAAGUCAAAUGACAAUAGAGUAAUGAUUAUCGCCAUCAUCCCAAAGACAAAGUAUGGUAUGGGGGUGUUUCGGGAUCAUGGAACUUCAGAGAGAAACUAAACACAAGUGAGGGUUCGCCGGCAUGAGCCGGACGAACCGAACAGGGAUGCCGGCGGAAUUUACGAUACAGAGCAAUACGUACACGGAUUUCUCGGGUAUAGCAUGACAUCACUGGCGAUAUGUUUGGAGCAAAGAUGAGGAAGGAGAGUAUGAUGCCUUAGUUGGUAGUAGUUUGAGUGGGGAAGAAUGCGAGUAGUAUAGCACCUAAUGUCCUGUAGUUCUUUUCAUAACGGUUCAAAUAAUGUUUGUAGUUUCUCGUUAUAAACCUAUUAUGUAUCGAUGU